Messenger RNA from Aethina tumida (small hive beetle), 4143 nucleotides. RefSeq names its product FERM, ARHGEF and pleckstrin domain-containing protein 2 (gene Cdep). Gene Ontology annotation, cellular component: cytoskeleton. Gene Ontology annotation, molecular function: guanyl-nucleotide exchange factor activity; cytoskeletal protein binding. The transcript has 17 exons. The record is from RefSeq and is a predicted model, not a curated record. Bases 399 to 3776 code for a protein of 1125 amino acids. NCBI's taxonomy places the organism in Eukaryota, Metazoa, Arthropoda, Insecta, Coleoptera, Nitidulidae.
CGGUAUCCAGGUGAAAAGGGAGCCGAAAGGGAGUGCGCCCCGUGACUCCCCAUCAAUCGGUUGAAAUUUUUUCGGGGUUCAUGCGACUGCGUUCACACGGAUACCGGUUACAUGGCUGUAGGAGUCGGGUUCUGCCGUCGCACCGCCGACAACAACGACAACGGGCUCUUCCAGCACGACGGCGCCUCUGGCUCGGCCCUCGCUCCUCAGUCCGUAGCGAGCCGUUGCCGCCGUAUUAUGAAAGUCGCGCUUGUUGGGUGUGUGUUUGUGUAUGUGCUGCAGCUGUAAACAUUAGCAAACGGCCGACCCUCCAGAGGACUAACUACGUACAACGUAAUAUGAAUGGUUUCGUCAAGUGAACUCGGUGAGGGUACAGUGGUAGCGCGUGUGUCUGCAGGAUGGAUUCGACGUCGAGCAACCGCGGAUCGACUGGUCAGUUGUCGAGCACGGACAGCCUCGGAGGCGGCAUGCAUCACUCGCACUCGACGCCCGCGGGCGUAGACGGCGGCGCCCGCACACCGCCCGCCACUCCCAAGAAGGCCGGCAAGAUGCUCGCCAUGCGGGUCCAGAUGUUGGACGACACCGUCACUAUUUUCCAAGUGCAGGCCAAAGCGCUAGGGAGAGUAUUAUUCGAACAAGUCUGCAAACAGUUGCAUCUUCUGGAAGCCGAUUACUUCGGCCUGGAAUACGCCGAUAACCAUGGCACCAAGUACUGGUUAGACCUCCAAAAACCAAUUUCACGGCAGCUCGGCUUGUCUCUUGUCGACCCUCUUCUUUCAUUUUGUGUCAAAUUCUACACACCAGAUCCUGGACAACUCGAGGAAGAAUACACCCGCUAUUUGUUUUGCCUGCAGGUCAAACGGGAUUUGGCUCAGGGACUCAUGCAGUGCAAUGACAAUACCGCAGCCAUAAUGGCCAGCUACAUUGUCCAAGCGGAAUGUGGCGAUUACGUGGCCGAAGAUUACCCGGAUCAUACCUAUCUUUCCACAUACAAAUUCGUUCCGCACCAAGACGUCGAAAUGGAGAGGAAGAUCAUGGAGAAUCACAAAAAACACUCUGGCCAAUCCCCGGCGGAAGCAGAUCUAAAUCUGUUGGAGACAGCACGUAGAUGCGAAUUAUAUGGCAUAAAAAUGCACCCAGCGAAAGACCACGAAAAUGUCUCGCUCAAUCUUGCAGUUGCACACAUGGGUAUUCUUGUGUUUCAAGUUUACACAAAGAUCAAUACAUUCUCAUGGGCCAAAAUUAGGAAAAUCUCCUUCAAGCGGAAACGAUUUUUAAUUAAGUUACAUCCAGAAGGAUACGGUUACUACAAGGACACAGUCGAAUUUUUCUUCGAAGGUAGAAACGAAUGUAAGAACUUCUGGAAAAAGUGUGUCGAAAAUCACGGAUUCUUUAGAUGUUCUUCAGUCAAACAUGUUUCCCGACACAAGACCCGAGUGCUUUCAAGAGGCAGCUCAUUUAGAUACAGUGGAAAAACUCAAAAACAAAUAGUGGAAUUUGUUAGGGAUAACUACGUGAAACGGCAAACUUUCCAAAGGUCGGCAUCGUUCCGGCACUCGAGUGCCCACUCGAGCGCCAGCAACAUGCAUACGAGUACUGUCGGGAACAGCAUUUCCGCCCAUCCACUGUUGCCAUUAGCUGACAGCAACCUGAGCGUGGAAGUAUCCAAACUAUCGGCUUCGUUGGGGUCGAUGGGCGCAACUGUGGCGGCGGCACCGGGUUCUCCGACGACGAGAUCAGCCUCUCGCCACCUCGCCACAGCUACGUGCUGGAGCUCGGUCCCCGACACCAGGCCUACCACGCAGCUUGUUCAGACGACGAGCUCGCCCUCACCUCCUCCGACGACGCGAUCGCCGUCGCCCGCGACUUCUGCGACUACGAGCCCGCUGCAUACACCCUCCGAGGACCACCGCCCCACAUCCAGACCGCCCCCAUCUGCCAUGGCGUCGCAACUCCACGCCGUCCACGCAGCAGUUCACAGGGCAGAUACAGAUGAGCAAAAGUUACUGGAUAAGAAAAAUGGCAACGACGUUUCUUACAUCGAGAAUAAUAACUUCUAUUCCUCAACGCCAAAUGUUAAAAAAGUCAACGGCAACAUUUCCGACAUAUCGAUGAACGCCACCAAUGGAGAUUACACCACGUCUAAAAUAGAUGACAGUCCAAUAAGAAAUUUCGCCAAAGAACAGCUGAUGAAUAGUAUAAAUGCUAAUACGAACGGAACAAAUACGACGACUAUUAUCGCUGAAAUAGAGGGUGAAGUUAAAAAGAAAAGUAGGCCUACUGAUAAGACGUAUUAUAUUGCGAAAGAAAUUUUAAUGACUGAACUCACGUACAAGAAGGAUUUGGAUGUAAUAAAUGUGUGGUUCAGAGAAGAAGUAGGUAGGGAGGAACCAGAAGAAUGUUCAAAUCUCUUCGCACUUAUUGGACCAUUGGCACAAGCUCAUGGUCUGUUGGUUAAAGAUUUGGAACAAAGAUUGCAUGGUUGGGACGGCCGCGGUGGUCCCAAAGGAUCAGGAAAGAUCGCGGAUGUUCUGUUAAUACAUUUGCCGCCACUCCUGCCGAUUUAUGAAGAAUAUUUGGACAGUCACUUAUCGGUUCUGGAAACACUUGAUACUGCCUUCAAACAAAAUGCGCGGUUUGAACAAUUUUAUCGAGACUUUGAGACGCAGAAGGUUUGCUAUCUUCCACUGACGACGUUUGUGUUGAAGCCUCUGCAUAGACUUUUACAGUAUCAAUCCCUUUUACAAAGACUUCUUAAACAUUAUGGACCCAACCAUCCAGAUAGAACGAACUGCUUGACCGCUUGUGAUACACUGAAGGAAAUUAUCGUUCCGGUCACGGAAACUUUGGAACAUUCCGAAAAUCUUGCUACACUCAUCGAAUUGCAACGGGAUAUUGUGGGAUUCGAUAAUUUAAUACAGACUGGUAGAAAAUUUAUAAGACAUGGCUGCUUACUUAAACAUUCCAGAAAAGGAUACCAACAGAGGAUGUUCUUCUUGUUUUCUGAUAUACUAUUGUAUACGUCGAGGUCCCAAGCAACUCUUCAAUUCAAAGUACACGGACAUAUGCCAUUACGGGGUGUCCUUAUUGAGGAACCCGAAGGCGAGUUGUCAUUCAAUGGGUUAGUCAUUUACGGUGGCAACAGAGCCCUUACAGUGGCAGCAAAUUCGCCGGAAGAGAAGCAAAGAUGGAAAAACGAUCUACUUACGGCAAUUCAACAAGCCAGAGACAAAUCAGACACCAAAGUGAAUUAUCUGAGCUUAAAAAGUUGUAGCUCUUCAGACGAACACAUAGACCAAAGCAGCAAUGAAGUCAGCACCCAGACCAAGUCCCACGCCCAAAGAAGUAAUACGACGGUGCACGUGUGUUGGCACAGAAGUACCAGUAUUAGUAUGAAAGAUGAACUACUUGCGGUGGAAAACCAAUUAUCGGGUUAUCUCUUAAGAAAAUUCAAAAGCAGUAAUGGCUGGCAGAAACUGUGGGUUGUUUUUACAUCGUUUUGUCUAUUUUUUUAUAAAGGCUGUUUGGACGAAUUUCCUCUUGCUUCUUUGCCCCUUUUGGGGUAUGCUGUGGGUCCACCUUUACCUGAAGAUCAAAUAGGAAAAGAUUUUGUUUUCAAGCUGCAGUACAAGAAUCACGUCUACUUCUUCAGAGCGGAAUCUGAAUAUACAUAUAAUAGAUGGAUGGAAGUAAUUGGAAGCGCAACUCAGCAUAGGAUAAAAAAGAAAAUACCGGUAGUAAAUGAGAAUUCCAUUGAAUAUUCUCCAGAAAAGUGAUGAGUGGCUCAAACAUAUUAUUUAUACUUUAUAUUUCUUGGGUUUAAUUUAAUUAUUAUAGUUUUUAGUUUCAUUUCUUACCUUGUACAUAAUUAAUUAUGUUAUCAAAAUUAAUUUAUUAAUAUUUAAGUCAAAAUAAUAUCAAAUUUGAUUGCUGCAUUUGUACUUUAUGUCAAAGUAUUAAUUAAAAUAAUGAAAACCAGUCAUUCCUAUCAAAUUAAAUGUGCCUUCAUAUUUUUCUAUGUUAUUUUUGUAUAUAAUGUAUAUUUUUUAUUAAUGUACUUCCGUAAAUGAUAAGGCAGCUUAUAUAACAAAUUUACAUUUCUGUUGGAAUAUAUUUACUAAAUAAAUUUUACUGUUUACUUUA